Messenger RNA from Urocitellus parryii (Arctic ground squirrel), 745 nucleotides. RefSeq names its product MKRN2 opposite strand (gene Mkrn2os). NCBI's taxonomy places the organism in Eukaryota, Metazoa, Chordata, Mammalia, Rodentia, Sciuridae. The record is from RefSeq and is a predicted model, not a curated record.
CCCAGGAGGUGAAAGCUAUGCACUGCACAGAAGCCGGGAAGCCUUUGAUUAAAUUCACCCACUGUAAGAAAUCCAUCUACAGCUUCAGCGUGCCCCGACGCUGCCCUCUCUGCCAGCAGGAAGUGGGCUCUGCGAAACUGGAGGAAGCACCUGUUAGCAUCUCUAAUCCAUUCACUGAUGGGCAUCAAGAAAAAUGCUCCUUCCUGCUGCGACCAACUCAGGGGACAUUUCUCAGGGAGUAUGAUGGCAAGUCUGAUCUCCAUGUUGGAAUCACUAACACAAAUGGCGUCGUGUAUAAUUACAACCAACUCGGUGUCCAGCGAGACCAGGCCGGGUGGGAGCAGAGUCUAAGUGUCCCGUUAGUGCAGCCCAACAUGUUCGGACUGAGAGACCAGUGGGACAGGUACCUGGAAGACUUCUCAGCCACCGGGGCCUGGCUGCCACACAGGUAUGAUGAAGACCACCACAACUGCUACAGCUACACCCUCUCAUUCAUUAACUGCAUCCUGACCACAGAAGGCAAGGAGCAACUGGACAAGAAUGAAUUCACGGAGAAAUAUGUGAUCCCAAGGACAAGGUUGGCCUCCAAGUACAUCAUCCUCUACCGGGCAAUAGAAAAGCAUGGCUUCUAUGCAGUUGACCAUCCUGACCAAGGAGCAAGCCCUCCUUCUGAGGUGCUUUGUGCUGAGGGCUGUGUGUGAGGGUGGAGGGGACAGGACUUCAGGGGUCACUGUCUUUAAUUGGU